Molecule: messenger RNA, 2966 nt
Organism: Sphaerodactylus townsendi
Lineage: Eukaryota; Metazoa; Chordata; Lepidosauria; Squamata; Sphaerodactylidae
Gene: GLA
Product: galactosidase alpha
Exons: 7
Coding region: 35-1300 (421 amino acids)
Biological process (GO): oligosaccharide metabolic process; glycoside catabolic process; glycosylceramide catabolic process
Cellular component (GO): cytoplasm
Molecular function (GO): alpha-galactosidase activity
Source: RefSeq, a predicted model, not a curated record
UGUGGGGCGCGGCUGCAGGAAAGCGGAGCGGAGGAUGGCUGUCGGGGGCAGCCGGCGAGGGGACCGGAGCCGAGCGGGGCUUCUCGUGCUGAUCGUGGCGGUGCUGCAGGCGGCGUGUCCGGCUGAGGCGCUGGAAAACGGGCUGGCGCGGACGCCGCCCAUGGGGUGGCUGCACUGGGAGCGCUUUCUGUGCCAGAUCGACUGCUCUCACGACCCCCGCCAGUGCAUCAGUGAAAAAUUGUUCAUGCAGAUGGCUGAUCUGAUGGUGUCCGAAGGCUGGAGAGAUGUGGGGUACCAGUACCUAUGCAUCGACGAUUGCUGGAUGGCUCCCAGCCGUGACGAGCAGGGCCGGCUGCAGCCGGACCCAAAACGUUUCCCCAGCGGGAUCGCCAAAUUAGCAGACUAUGUCCACUCCAAAGGGCUGAAGCUGGGCAUUUAUGCAGAUGUUGGGAACAAAACCUGUGCUGGCUUUCCUGGCAGUUAUGGUUACUAUGAGCUGGACGCCCAAACCUUCGCCAGCUGGGGGGUGGACCUGCUCAAGUUCGACGGCUGUAAUUGUAACACGCUGGAGCUACUGGCAGAAGGUUACAAGACCAUGUCCCGGGCGUUGAAUAAAACUGGCAGAAGCAUUGUAUAUUCCUGUGAGUGGCCGCUGUAUCAAAGGAUUUUGCAAAAGCCCAACUACACCGAGAUAAAACAGUACUGUAAUUACUGGAGGAAUUUUGCUGACAUCUAUGAUGCCUGGAACAGCGUCAAGAAUGUUCUCGACUGGACCUCUCAUAAUCAGGAAGACAUCACUGACGUUGCUGGGCCGGGGGGCUGGAACGACCCAGACAUGCUGGUGAUAGGAAAUUUUGGACUGAGUUGGGACCAGCAAAUCACACAGAUGGCACUCUGGGCCAUGAUGGCAGCUCCGCUCCUUAUGUCCAACGACUUGCGCCACAUUAGUUCGGCAUCCAAGGCCCUGCUCCAAAACAAGGAAGUGAUUGCCAUCAACCAGGAUUCACUGGGCAAGCAGGGAUACCAAAUUACCGAGGAGGACGGUUUUGAAUUGUGGGAGAGGCCUCUUUCCGGUGGCGCUUAUGCCAUAGCCAUAGUGAACCGUCAGGAGAUCGGUGGGCCUCAAACUUACAAGUUUUCUCUCGCGUUCCUCGGAAGUGGGUUGGCCUGUAACCCUGCUUGUUCUGUUCAGCAGAUCCUUCCCACCAGCAGAAAUCUGGGGCUACAAAACUGGGUAUCGUUCUUGAAAGUACUCGUGAACCCAACAGGUACAGUCUUGCUGAAGACUGUGGUGAUCUGAGGAGAAGCUGGUUGUCAGUGGCAUGUGCUCUCUGGGUAUCUUCUCUUUGGAAGAACCGUUCCUAAACUUCCAGCAGAACUGCAAGUGACCUUCCUAGGACUGAAGCUUUCCCUAAGCCUUGCAAUUGUUCAACCUCAAGAUUGUAAAGGAAUAGUAUCUCUUUGUGACAUAGUUUUCUUCCUGUGUUCCCCCUAAAAAAAAAAAAUUCUGUAAAGAAUGCAAGAGUGUGAUACGUUGAGAGGCAAGGGACCCUACUCAAAAUCUGUGGUACAUGAACCUGAGAGGAAGAGCAGGUAUUGGAGCUGAGCAUUAACUGAAGGUGCUUAUCCACUUGCAAUGUGCCCUCCCGCUAGCUGUGGCUCGUCUAAACUAUACCUUUUCUCACAAAAAGAAAGAACCUCAAUGCUGAAGUAAUCCGCAGUCACUCCCUGGACCUUUUUUGCUGUGGGAUGCUUUGCUGCGAUCCUACUGGCCCAGUUCUCCGCCCCAGAUAAUACCAAGGCGCGUGUGUGUGUGUGUGUGUGUGGAGGGGGGGGGGUUAGGAGACAACGAAUGCCCCAGUCUCCACAAACACAUCAAAGCAUACAAUCGUUCAACAAUUUAUGUAAAUUUGGCAAGUGGGCAUGAGAUUUCAUAUUCUUGGUUCCUGCCAAGGUUUAAAAAGGUAUAACCGUCAUGUGCACCAUCUGGAUUCUUGUAAGCAGAGUAUCUAAACCCAAACUAUAAGGGUUUGACCCAUAGCAUCUUCAUGGUAAAACCAGUCAACCACAGGGAUUGUGGCACUUAGCUGUCUGGGCCUUAAUAAGGAAUUCUGCCUCAGCAAACACAGGAUUCUUUUUUGCUGCCUCCACUAGGUUGUGAGUUAAAGGUGCAUUUGCCCGGUGAACACCCAGAUCCUCUAUUUCUCUGUCUCAUGAGACUUCUCUCCAAACUAAGAAUCACUUGGGUAUAGGGUUAUUCACUUUCAGGUGGGUCUUUCCCUACCAUCUGAACCAAAUAUACCAAUUUCAGGGGGGAAUUAUUUGAAUAAUGAAUGGCACAAAUUACAUAGUAAAAUGAGCACUGACCAUAAUUCUCUCUAUAUAUUUGUACUAUGUUGAAACCCUUGACCCAAAUAGGUCAGGCUAGCCAGAUCUCAUCAGAUCUUGGCAGCUAAGCAGGGUCAGCUGUGGUUAGUAUUUGGAUGGGAGACCAUCAAGGAAUACCAGUGUGGCUAUACAGGUAGAGAGGCAAGCCACCUAUGAACGCCACUUGCCUUAAUCUUGCGUAUUCUCACUGUGUGCUCUGAUCUCAUCAGCACUGUUUUAGACAAAUGACAGCAGUGUUCCACAAGCAAUCUAUAGGCCAAACUCCUUACCUGAAAUGCUUUUCAUGAUGCAUCUUGCUUCUGUAACUGCUGGCAAUGGAAGUGAAAGAAUGCGUUCCCCUGGCUAAGUAAGGUUUUUAAACUGUUGCAAUUAAAUUGCUGCUGUUGUGAAGGACUCAACUAAAGUGCCUGGACCUCUUACAAGAGCAGGAAACCAAAGUUUCAUUCGUUUCCUAAAAAUAAGAUUGUGGUUCUUGAUCAUGUCAUCUAAAUGUAUAUGUAAAUAUACAGUUAUUUUGUAUAUGAUGAAUACAGUUCUCAAUGAUGAAGAUAAGUUAAAAGAAAAUGCUGUUCAAACCA